CCCCCUACAGAAUAGAAAUGGUACAAACAGACAGUGACAUCACCAUCACCUCCUUGGGCUAGACAGGCGUUCGAAGGGUUGCUGCUACAUUGUUUACAUUUUAGUUGUUACAUUGUAUCGUUUUACAUAAAAUCGACAAUAACCUGCCUGUUUACACGUUCAGGUUUGAAUUUCAACAUCACGUCAUAGCGCGAGGAUUCUGCAAAAAUGAAAUGGAUGUUUAAAGAGGAUCAUUCCCUCGAACACCGAUGUGUGGAGUCUGCCAAAAUACGCAACAAAUAUCCUGACAGGGUACCGGUGAUAGUGGAGAAAGUGUCUGGCUCACAGAUAGUGGACAUCGACAAGAGAAAAUACUUGGUACCUUCUGACAUCACAGUGGCCCAGUUCAUGUGGAUCAUCAGGAAGCGCAUCCAGCUGCCCUCGGAGAAAGCUAUUUUUCUCUUUGUUGACAAAACUGUUCCCCAGUCCAGUCUGACAAUGGGACAGCUAUAUGAGAAAGAGAGAGACGAGGAUGGCUUUCUGUACAUGGCGUACAGUGGCGAAAACACAUUUGGUUUCUAGGCCUUCACACAAAGUUGAGUUGACACAACCCUUGCAUCCUACUUGACCCAAUCAUCCCAUUAUUUCUUGCAGACAAGCUUGAUUGUAUCGCUAUCAUAAUAAAGAUGUGUGGAAGAAGUGUGUUAGAAACCUCAACACUAAUCAUGUAUUUGUAUUACUAGUAUCACUCAUAGCAUAUUAUAUUGAAACUAUAAAUUGUAUAUUUGAUUACUUUUAGGUAAAGAAUGUUGUUGCAUUAUUAUUAGCAGUUUAACAUAUUAAUGUCAGCUAUGAUAUACAGUAAUAACGGUUUUCUUUUAAUUUGUCAAUGUUUGAUUUGUUUAUUAUCUUUAAAGAUGAUAUAUACCAAUAAUUUGAAUAUAUGAAAGGUAAGGUAGCCUGAGGACCAAUAAAAACACAGAAAAUGGC
This is a messenger RNA of Salmo salar (Atlantic salmon), 969 nucleotides long. It is a transcript of the gene gabarapl2, whose product is annotated as GABA(A) receptor-associated protein like 2. Lineage: Eukaryota; Metazoa; Chordata; Actinopteri; Salmoniformes; Salmonidae. The record is from RefSeq and is a predicted model, not a curated record.